GAAUAUAAUAAAGUUGUGAAUUUUCAAAUGAUUUCUAUCAAUUUGAUGAAAUAAUUGUUUUACUGCAUUUGUCAUAAUUGUUUUAUUGAGUUCUACACUAGUGCUUCUCCGAAAGAAAUUAUGUUUUCCAUUUGAUAAUGAUUGGAAGUUUCCACUUAAGAAUAUUUUACAGCCUUUCUACCAUCUGUCCUUAAUGUAUAUAGCCAACACUAAACGAACCAGUCGGACAUAAGAACGGAUUAUCACCUUAAAUGUGUUUCUAUGGAUUAAAAAACUUCAUCAUGUAUCCAAAUUCAAGCAUCGGAAAUGAUUCCGUACUGUCCAUGGCCAGUUUCCCGGAUUACCAGACAGCCGUUCGGAUCUGGAAGUAUCUUUCCCCAGUCUUGAUUGUGGUGGGCACUCUAGGUAACACUGCAAGUAUCAUCAUCCUCACUCGCCGCUCCUUUCGGAACUCUACGUGCAUGUUCUAUCUAACCGUACUGUCGUGUGCAGACCUGUUGGUUCUGUACACAGGGCUCCUGCGGUUUUGGAUCCGUUCGGCAUUCUCCGUGGACAUUCGCACACUGUCGAUCUGGAGCUGUAAGAUCCACGUGUUUUUAGUCUAUUUUGCUAUGGAUCUGUCAUCCUGGGUCCUAAUGACCGUGACGCUUGACCGUUGCAUUCUUGUCUGUUUUCCGUUCAAGUCCCGACUUUUUUCGACCAUGAAAAGAGCCCCUUACAUCGUUACCGUUGUGAUGUUGCUCCUUACAUUUGUCAACAGUCACUUUUUUGCGACGGUUACGAUAAAGAAUACACAUUGCACGUACGAAGUUGAUCUUGCUAUGAGGGUGUGGCCGUGGGUUGAUCUGGUUGUGUGUACCCUGAUCCCAUUUACAAUGAUGCUUCUCUGUUCUAUUUUGAUUUCUCGGAAGGUUUUGCAAACAAACAAGCGCGUGGCUGCACAAAGAGUAAGAACGAUAUCUGGCGGAAGCGGAAAUGCGCCGACCGACGGCAAUAAAUCGCUGAAGAGUUCCUCUGUAACCGGCAUGCUCCUCACCAUUAUUCUCUCGUUCUUCCUUUUAACACUUCCUCUGGUGGUUUUUAACAUAUCCUAUCGUUAUUGGAUAGAAACAGCUACAAUAUCUGACCUGGCCACGUUGGAACUCGUGCGUACUAUCUUCAGCAUGCUAUUAUACACUAACCACGUAGUGCAUUUUGUGUGUUGCCUUACGGGAAGAAGAUUUCGACGCGAGGUCAUGAAAUGUUUCUGUUUGCGUAGAAACUCGUCAAAAAAUGAGGGUAAUGGUACUCUCAUGACUUUGAAAUAACCGGAUGUGACGAAACUAACAUAUCUUCUUGUGACAAUCAAUAUACCAAGCCUUGUUUCAAAACGGAAAAUUGUUUGAUUUGGUCCGCUACAAUUUGAAAGAAAUGUUGCAACCACUAUAGAAAUAAAACCAAUAUUUAAAGAAAUUAUUUCAACAGUGGAUGGGGAUGUAUUUCAUUACAAGAGGCACUUUCUAACUACUAUUGAAAUACAACCACAAUUGAAAUUAUUAUUUCAAUAGUGGUUCGGAUGUGUUUCAAUAUAAGAAUCGUUUUGCAACUACUAUGGAAAUACGACCAUAAUUGAAAUUAUCAUUUCAGUAGUAGUUGGGAAUGAAUUUAGAUAUUAUUUUGUAACCACUAUAUUUAAAAAUGUAAAAAAAAGCACAUGUACUUCACUUUUUUGUUUGUUAAAAAGAAUUUAGAAUGCAAGAGAUAA
Magallana angulata is the source of this 1744-nucleotide messenger RNA. Its product is annotated as neuropeptide SIFamide receptor-like. Gene Ontology annotation, biological process: G protein-coupled receptor signaling pathway. Gene Ontology annotation, cellular component: plasma membrane. Lineage: Eukaryota; Metazoa; Mollusca; Bivalvia; Ostreida; Ostreidae. The coding region runs from base 252 to 1307 and encodes 351 amino acids. The record is from RefSeq and is a predicted model, not a curated record. The transcript has a single exon. Gene Ontology annotation, molecular function: G protein-coupled receptor activity.